Messenger RNA from Morchella importuna, 867 nucleotides. RefSeq lists its product as uncharacterized. The transcript has a single exon. The coding region runs from base 1 to 867 and encodes 288 amino acids. Lineage: Eukaryota; Fungi; Ascomycota; Pezizomycetes; Pezizales; Morchellaceae. The record is from RefSeq and is a predicted model, not a curated record. Gene Ontology annotation, molecular function: protein binding.
AUGCGAGCGAUACUAGGCGCGGCAUAUAGCGUAGACGAACAUCUAGAGUUGAGCGAUGAGGAUGGGGAUCAUGUAGUUACCGCGUUAUACGGCGCUACGAGAGCGGAAGAGGCCGACACCGUUAGAUUCCUUUUAGAGCAAGGCGCAGAUAUGUAUGCAACUUUCACACUAGAUCGAAGUAGGUCCGACUUGUUUUGGGGUCCGCGUCCGUCAGGUUUCUCUGUCAGGAAAACCUCGGUCUUCAGGGCUUCUACGUCCUCCCUACUCCGUGCCCUGCGUUUCCCGUAUGCGCUUGUGCCUCAGGUAUACUUGGAACGAAAUCGACUUAUCAGGGCCUCAUGGACCCUGUCCUCUGAGCCGUCUAUGAAACCACAAAGAUUAUUAUGUCUGGCCCUAAGAAAUGGCGUCUGCGAUGCUGCGGAAUUUCUCAUGCAAAGAGGAUGUGAUUAUGAGCAAGGGGAUGAUCUGGGACGAACAGCGAUAUUCCAUGCCAUCAGUCAAGAUGCAAUGCGAAAGACGGUCCCGUACCUAGCUAGGAUUGGAGCCAGGUUCGAUAUCACAGAUAACGAUGGAAGGACACUUCUACACUACCUGUGUCAGCCGAGUUUCAUAUCAAGCUUUCGCUGGGGCACUGUGGAUAGUUAUGUGCACUGUAUAAAAUUACUACUUGCACAUGGGAUUAAAGUUAACACACAGGAUGGGUCAGGAAUGACCCAUUUGCACGUUGCAACAGAGUCAAACCUUCCAGGCAUAGCUGGAACACUUAUAAGGUGCGGCGCUUAUAUCUCUGCUCGGUGUCACAGACGUCUCACCCCUCUGGAUUACAUACCACUUCCGCGCAGGGUAGAAGCCGCGUAUCUCACCUAG